AGAUGGUUGUUUUCUAAAAACUGUGUAUGGUGGUCAAUUACUUACUGCAAUUGCCUAGGUUGGAAGCAAUGGCCUUUUCCCUAUUGCCUGGGCAGUAGUGGAGAGGGAAAAUGGGGACUCAUGGGACUGGUUUCUUAGGAAGCUCUUGUUGGAUAUUGGUGGUUUUGAUAACAAUAGAUGGUGCUUCAUUUCAGAUAGGCAGAAGGGCUUGGUUCAGGCAAUUGAAGGGUUGGAAAGAGAGAUGCAACAAAGAAUAGAACAUAGGUUCUGUGUUACGCAUAUUUAUGCCAAUAUUAGUAAGCAAUGGCCUGGAGCUCACUUUAGGUGGCUAGUUUAUGAAUGUGCAAAGUCAACUACAAUGCAGGGGUUUAACAUCCAUAUGCAAAAAAUUAAAGACUUAGAUGAAGCUGCUUGGAAAUACUUGAGUGACAUAAGACCUUGUUUGUGGACUAGAGCUGCAUUUUCAACCUUCAGCAAGAACGAUUCAAUUGUGAAUAACAUGUCUGAGAGCUUUAACUCAAUGAUAUUGCCAUCUAGGGAUAAGCCAAUUAUAACAUUGCUUGAGGAAUUAAGAGCUGAUGCUAUGGAUAGACAUGUGAUGCUUAGAGAAACAAUGUCGAGAAAGCAAGGGGUUCUUGUGCCAGAAGUACACAAGAUUCUAGAUAAGGAAUUUGAAAAUAGUAGGUUAUGGACAGCUAAGUGGACAGGAGAUGAUCAACAUGCCAUAUUUCAGGUUAGUAAGAAACCAGAACAAUACAUUGUCAAUGUGGAAAGGGCAACGUGUACAUGCAGGGCUUGGGACCUGUCAGGUAUACCAUGUACACAUGCUGUUGCAGCAAUUGGUUGGUUGCACAAGGACCCAGCUGAUUUUGUCCAUCAAGCUUAUACUAAAGCAACCUAUUUGAGGGUGUACAAAUUCAAUGUAGAGCCAACAAAUGGAGAGAAUUUGUGGAUUAGUGCUGGUGGUGAUAUUGUUCUUCCUCCUCCAAUUAAUGUUGUAGUUGGAAGGCCAACCAAAAAGAGGAGAAGGGAGCAUGAUGAGCCCAAGAGCAAGAGCAGGUUGAGAAGAAGGUAUGGCAAGACAAAGUGUAGUAAAUGUGGACAAGAAGGACACAAUAAGAGACGUUGUGAGAAUCAAUCAAAUGUUCAGGUUGGAAAUGUUGCUUCUGGGAGUAGCAGUGUUACACAUGAGGCAAGGGUGUUGACUGGUACAGGUGUUGCAGGCAGAGGUGUUGCAGGUAAAACUGUUGGAAGGGGUAGAGGUGCUGCUGGUAGAAUUGCUGGAAGGGGCAGAGGUGCUGUAGGUAGAAUUGUGGGAAGGGGCAGUGGUGUAGCUGAUAGCCCUGGAAAAAGGACCAAGGAAAAUGCUAGAAGGCUGCCAAAUACAUAUUCAACACUUCAAGGUUCAACCUCAAGCUCCAGGUACUCUGCAAUGAUAAAUGCAACUCAGGAGUCCAUCACAAAUGUCAAAAAGAAUGGAUGAAAUAGGUGUACGAAUCAAUACUCGGAGGUUGUUCCACUUUUUGUAUUAUUAUGAAUGUGUUUUUGGACUAUUUGUUGCAUGUGAUAGCUAUGUUUUUGAGACAAUAUAAUGAUAUGGACUCUUAUUUAUUUUAUAAAUUAUUUGGUUAAUUGAGUU
Tripterygium wilfordii is the source of this 1639-nucleotide messenger RNA. RefSeq lists its product as uncharacterized. NCBI's taxonomy places the organism in Eukaryota, Viridiplantae, Streptophyta, Magnoliopsida, Celastrales, Celastraceae. The transcript has 3 exons. Gene Ontology annotation, molecular function: zinc ion binding; nucleic acid binding. Bases 242 to 1483 code for a protein of 413 amino acids. The record is from RefSeq and is a predicted model, not a curated record.